AGAAUAGUGCAUUAUUCUUUUAAGUGAAUGAAUUAUUGACUUUAUCUCUGAAUGCUCCAGUGAUGUCAUCGUGGCAAACAUGGUUUUAGUUUUAUUUUCAUAUUCGUCCGUGUUGGAUUAUUUGCGAACCUCAAGCAAUGACUAAAAUAUCUACAAUUGGAUCUCUCCCCAUGGUUCACAAUGUUGAAGGAGGAAAACCGCACCCACUAGAGUUCCCUUUGAAGAAUGACGUUACUAUUCUGCAAACUCCGACGGAUAUUUCUUGUGGCCGGUUCGACUGGAAGGCACUGAAAAAACCACGAUCACUACUCAGGCUGGGGCAGAUCGCCGCUUCCAUCGUGACUAUUGCGACCAUUCAUUACUAUUCUGUUUUCGCAACGUUGCUACUAUUUUUGUCCAUCAAUGCAGUGAUAGGAACGGUGCUUCUGCUUGCUGACUGGGUAAUUCUAGAUCAUCCACUUCGUCGAGCCUUCACCCCGGCCCUGUGGUUCAAGUUAGAACUUUGGUUCAGUGGAUUGGUAGCAGUGGCUUUUCAUGUGAUGGCGUUCGCCGUGUUUGCUGAAGGGAUGCGCUGGUACAGAGCUAAUUCCAAUUAUGUGGCGGCUACUUUCGGAUUCCUCAAUGAGGCAAUGUAUGUUGUGGAUUGGUGGAUAAAUUUCAGCAAGCGUCAGCAAAUCGUCAGAAAGUUGAUGAAAGAACAAGAAAAUGAAGCCGAGGAGGAUGCCGUUGCCAACUAAUUCAUUUUAUAUUUAGAAUUCUAGACAUAUUAUUUGCUUAGAUCUACGAACCAUAUUAUUACUUUGAGGAGGUAAUUAAGAACAAAACAUAUCUACAGAACAUAAUCAAAAAUUAUUUUAGUCCCUUA
Armigeres subalbatus is the source of this 865-nucleotide messenger RNA. RefSeq lists its product as uncharacterized. The record is from RefSeq and is a predicted model, not a curated record. Bases 138 to 737 code for a protein of 199 amino acids. Gene Ontology annotation, cellular component: membrane. Lineage: Eukaryota; Metazoa; Arthropoda; Insecta; Diptera; Culicidae. The transcript is spliced from 2 exons.